CACAUUUAUAUUAGUUCAGAUGAGUUGUUCAGCAGGAUGGGUUAACUAAAAUAUUUUGCGCUAAUGGACUACUUUGAAGUCAACGUGAAGGUAAUACAAAAUACCGUGAUCCGUCAAGUGGCUUCAUUUUGGAAGAUAUAUCCAGUGCUCAGAGUGAUGGUAUUUUUCAUUUUGUUUAUAGAGGAAAGCAUGAUAUUGAGGUGGUUAUGCUUUAAAAGAAAAUUAUUACUAUUUAUUGUUAUGAUAUCUGAAGAAGGAAAUACCGAGGCCUCGAUUCGAGUUUCCCUUAUGCUUCUAUUAGAUUGCUGCUCUUGUCUGUCACAUCAACGGAUACAACGUACGCUGCCGUGCCAACACACAGUAUGUAACAAGUGUAUUGAGAGAAGUCGGCGUACUGGAAUUCUCACUUGUGCCGAGUGUGGAACGUUGCACAAAAUUCCAAAGGAGUGGACACGCCUGUUCCCUAUUAAUCUUCAACUUCAGCGAAUUGCACAAUGCUCUGAUAUGUAUAUGUCUAGGUCUGCUGUGGCAGAGAAACGAGAAGACGAGUCAGUAGUUAUAAGUGGGGGAGGAGGUGAGGAUGCUGCAAAUUUAGAAGAGACGCCCAUCGUAACUCUCCGAGAACGGCUUAAGGUACUUGAAACCUCUGAAGGAGUAUAUAGAGAUAUUUGCAAGAGAAUUAACGAAGACAUCAACAGGCUAGUUCAAAGUGGAGAAAAAGUAAAAUCAACUGUUCGGGAAAGAAUACAGGAAUUGCGACGCCUCAUUGAAUACAGAGAGACAAUUCUUUUUGAUGAAAUAAAAACAACAAUCGACCAAGAAACAGAAAUUUUGAGUACGAAGUUGCGGGAAUUUCAAAAGGAAGUUAUUGCAAUUAGAGCGUUUUGUGUCGAUGCUAGGGACCGCAUUGCUUCCGAAGGUAGUUUAAAUCUUGAUGAGUUCCUCAUAAAAUCUUCGAAAUGGAUGGAUGUUUUUCGCCAAGCUAAAACUUCGCGAUCAAGAGUGCCAAAAGAAAUAGUGUUCAUCGAUAGAUCAGCACCCAAGAAAAGGCUAAAAGCUAAUAUCAAUACAUACGGAAAACUGACCAUAGAAUCAGCCAUGACGAGGGACGAUAUCUCUACAGAAGAUGUCAUUUCAGAGGACAGUACACCAGCAUCUACGCCUACUGAAGAAUUGGACGAGCUAAGACAAUCAACAUUUUUACCAAGAACUAGGCAAAAAGACAAAUUGUCCAAACUAGAAAAUAGUAAGGAAAUACGAAUUGAGUUAGGUAACAGAUCUAGGGUGUACUUAGAGGUUCCAAAGGCAAAGUUAUUAAGUGCAGGGAAUGGCCAUUUUCGACACCACUCAAUUGAUAGUGGAAUAGAAGAAUUCACUUUUGGGGGAUCGUCUGCUGAUAGAAGAUUCCACGUAGGUGAAUCAAAAGAGCCGCAUCAUGAUACGUCAUCUGGUGCCAGAAGAAAAUCUAGACCCAUAAGGCAACAGGCCAUAUCUCCCAUUGAUUACUCAAAAAGUCGCAUCAAAUUAACAGUUGGUGGUUUCGGGAAGGAACGGAAUUGUUUUAAUGUGCCCAAAGGCCUUACGGCAGUCAAAGACGACAUAUUUGCCGUCGCUGACUGUGGAAAUAAUGCUGUAAAAAUGUUUGACUCGUCUGCUGGGCGUGUUGUAGACAUAAUCAAUUGUGAAGAUAUUAUGAAGUUUUCUCUGCCCUCUGUUGUUGAUGUGUGCACCUUUCAAAAUACCAGCCUGUUAAUAAGUAUAUCAAGAAUGGGUAGUAUUCUACAUUACUCACGUAGGGGAAAGUUCUUAAAUAGAUUCAAUGUAUCCACUGCCGAGACAUCCUCACCUGACAUUUGGGGAAUUGCGUCAGAUAGCCAUGACAAUAUUUACAUUUGUGACAGAGCUAAUGGUUGUGUACUACAUUUUGAUAAAGAAAUGCAGAAGGUAAGAGACAUGCGUUCUUAUACAAAACGAUCAUGCCCAUUUUAUGUGGCAGUGGGUCCCGAUAAUCGUAUUUAUACUACCGAUAGUACAUCAAAUACGAUACUAAUUUUUACUCCAGAUGGACGUAAGUAUGAAGAAAUAAAUUGUGAGAAACCUCCUUUAGGAUUUCCAAAAUUCAGGGCACUUGCCGGACUAGCUUUUGAUACUAGUGGUCGUCUACUACUUGUCGACAGAGGUGAAGCUAAAAUUAUUGUUAUGGAACCUAGGAUGGGAAACAAAUACAUAGGCGUGGUCGGUAGUGAUUCACAUGCGUUCAACGUCGGUAAACCAGAAGGUGUAGCCGUUCUCCAAAACGGAACAGUCGUUGUAUCAGAAACUUCACAUCACAGGGCACUAAUAUUUUGAAGUAGAUAGCAGGUCAUUGUUCUACAUGCAAUUCCUCUAAUGAUAGCCCCUUCUAACAUGAGCUAGUGUUGAACACCAACUUCAAAAAAAUCACAAAUAACUGAUUUAAAUGAUAACUAGUGUUUAACCGAACCACCUGAUAGUUUCCCAAUACUUAAUGACUGAUAAUGAUACUGGUCAUAAAACAAAUACGGUAUAUAGUAUACAGUACUAAAAAGUCCUCUAAAGUAACGCAAGUAUUUCAUAUUAAAUAAUAAAGACCUUGUGUUUGCAAUUACGUCAUUUAUGUUUACUUCAGCUAGUAUAACAAUCAAGUUGUUAUGGAAUAGUUUGAUAAUUUGAUGUUACAGUGUGACACAAGAAAUAAAUACAUUAUACUAAAAAUAGUCCUCGAAAAUAAAUAAAUUAAUAUAAAUUAUUAGGCCUAUUAUAUUUAUAUUUUAUUUUCAUUCGUAUUAAGAAACAGCGAUAACAACCGCCACUAACAGCUUAAAAUACAUACCGGUAUAUCAUAUAUGGGCGUAUAUGAUAAUAUUAUUAUUGUUAAUAAAUUAUAUAUAGAGUAAUAUAUGUUUAAAUAUUAAAUAAUAAAUACCAAGUAUUUCCGAUUUUAUAAUUUGAUUUGUAUGUUUAUUACAGUUAUUAAACCAUUAAGUUGUCAUGGAAUAGUUUGGUAAUCCGAUCUUAUAGCCUAGUUAGACUAUUUUGACGUUAUUCGCUUUUAUUAGAUUUCAUCCUACUUUUUUACAAAAUUCAUUAUACAUGUGUUGGAAGGUCAUUUACCUAAUGUAGUUGAUACGGUAUUGAUUAUGAUUAUCGUGUUGAUUUUUUAAACGAGUCUUAUAACUAUACAAUUAGGCCCUGCAAUUGUGUUUGAAUUUUUAUACAGUACUAAUUAUUAUAAAUUGUUUAAUCAUGGUUUAUUGUAUUAUUUUCAAAUAUUUGUUGAAUGUUUUGUAGUAAUUGUGUAUGGUAUUGUAUGCUAAUUGUUAAUGGCGUUUAUUCUGCUGUGUGGAAUGAUAUAAAAUAUUAUUUGCAACUUGUUUAAUCAUAAACGUUUAUUGUAUGUUUUCAAAUAUUUGUUGAAUGUUCAUUAAUCAAAUAAUAAGUUGCUUUGAAUAUUUAUAUUAGGGAGCUUUCGAUUUGCGCGACGUUGUAAACGUAGAGCGGAUCCAGGCCUGAGCGGAUCAAAUCAUCACCUGUGCGGGCCGUCCCUGGUUCUCUGAUAUUAUCGGGCCGCCAAACUGGCGUCCUAGUGGCCCUAUUCAAACCAUCUACGCUGUUGCUUGCGCAGAUAAGUUUAUGUGAUGACGUUAUCAUGUUGUCAUGUAAUCGACAGCUCCCUAUUGAUUUUUUAAAAAUAUUUUGAUGUUAGAGUUAGAUUAUUCGUAAGCCUUAUUCGAUUUCAUUAUUGAUAGAUUUGUUUCUACAUAGAAUGGGUUUUUUCAGUUAAGGUGUCGGGCCGUUAUUUCAAUCUUUAUCUAUUAAUGUAUACUGGCUAUUAGAUCUUUGCAUUAGAACUUAAGCUUACCAACAGCUGAUCCAUUUUGCAAAAAAACAAUAAGCUAUAAAAUCAUAAUUGGUUUGGGGCCGAGUUGGCUUUGGGCCGAAGUGUCGUCUGGGGCCGAGUUGGUUUUGGUCCGAGUUGGUUUGAGCCGAAUUGGUUUGUGCCGCUUUGGUUUUGGGCCGAAGUGACCAGCAAAUGCUAUUCGAAUACACUAGUAUUAAUUCAGAUGAUCUUUAAUUUGUAAAGUGAUUUACUUGAAAUUAUUUUUUUCUGACCGAAAUAGCUAUUUCAUUCUAUCAAUGAAUAAAUCCAAUUGAUCUAAUGAAGAAAUAAUAAAUCGUUCUUGUGAUCGAGCUUCAGAUUUGUGUACUGUGUGUCUUUACUUUUGAACGUGCUCUCGAAACUGAAAAAUAUGAUAGUGUGUGUAACUUGGUCAGAUGAUGACUACACCAUUAAUCAAUAAUUCAAUCAAGGGUUUUCAUAACGCCAAUGUCCACGGCAGUGCGACGUUCAGUGGUGGGUAGGUUAAGAGCAAUUAUAAUUGAGUUAAGACGAUGUAGGCCUAUCUGAUCUGUUGAACACACGCCUGCCUCUCAAAAAUGGGGAUGGGUCCUUCUCCCCCGUUCCCAUUGCCACCACUGUUGAAUACCAUGGGAUAGUCAAAGUGUCUGUGUGUUUGGUUAAAUAAUCUGAAAAUUUUUAA
This is a messenger RNA of Anneissia japonica, 4559 nucleotides long. RefSeq names its product tripartite motif-containing protein 3-like. Gene Ontology annotation, biological process: protein polyubiquitination; negative regulation of translation; proteasome-mediated ubiquitin-dependent protein catabolic process. Gene Ontology annotation, molecular function: ubiquitin protein ligase activity; protein binding; translation repressor activity. Bases 64 to 2349 code for a protein of 761 amino acids. Lineage: Eukaryota; Metazoa; Echinodermata; Crinoidea; Comatulida; Comatulidae. The record is from RefSeq and is a predicted model, not a curated record. The transcript has 2 exons.